Molecule: messenger RNA, 483 nt
Organism: Parastagonospora nodorum SN15
Lineage: Eukaryota; Fungi; Ascomycota; Dothideomycetes; Pleosporales; Phaeosphaeriaceae
Exons: 3
Coding region: 1-483 (160 amino acids)
Source: RefSeq, a predicted model, not a curated record
AUGGAGCAGUCUUGGUUAGUCGCCUGUCUCUUGUUCUUACAUGUGCUCACCGCGAGUCUGACACAGGCAACUGCUUCGCAACCCAAUGCCCAACCCAUCUCUACAAGAUCAGGUCGCAACUCGCACAAGAAGCGUCCAACAGCGAUGUCGUUCGUGGAAGAACAGCAAGUUCGGCUUGUAGCGCGGCUGCGGCUUGUGGACCCUUCUCAUUGUCGCUUGAGAGGCGUCUUCGACGUUGAGGUGUGGGGCUACCGGAAUCGCACAUUCGACUCGAAGCCUCGCCCAUUGAAGGCGACGUGCCACUCGCUGCACUGCGCCGGCUUGUUGCGGGAGACACAAGGCGCGCCAACGUACCUAUGUGCUAGGCUGUUCCCAGUGGUGAAUGACUGGGUCAAGGCUCACUAUAAGUGUCUGUACGUCCGACUUCAAACACAGUUAUGCACCCCGUCAGGCUCGGAUGUGGUCAUUGCGGGCACCCGGUAG